Molecule: messenger RNA, 3102 nt
Organism: Onychostruthus taczanowskii (white-rumped snowfinch)
Lineage: Eukaryota; Metazoa; Chordata; Aves; Passeriformes; Passeridae
Gene: HACD4
Product: 3-hydroxyacyl-CoA dehydratase 4
Exons: 7
Coding region: 99-758 (219 amino acids)
Biological process (GO): very long-chain fatty acid biosynthetic process; sphingolipid biosynthetic process; fatty acid elongation
Cellular component (GO): endoplasmic reticulum membrane
Molecular function (GO): 3-hydroxyacyl-CoA dehydratase activity
Source: RefSeq, a predicted model, not a curated record
GGGUGAUCUCCUAACAAACAGCUGUUGCAGCUGCAGAGGGGAAAAAGGAGAAAGCUCAGGAGCAGCAGCAGCAAUCCGACCCCUGCAACAGCUUUAUCAUGAAUAUGUACCUGUUUGUGUAUGACUUAAUGCAAUUCUGUGGACAUUCUUGGAUAUUUACAAAUAUGAUCAUCAGGUUCAUGACAUUUGGAAAAGAUUCACUGGCUGACACGUUUCACUCCAUAGGACUUGUAAUGCGCCUUUGCCAGUUGUUCUCUGUAUUGGAGAUCCUGCACAUCCUCAUCGGCAUUGACAAAAGCCGUCUCCUCCCCAGGUUUUUGCAGAUCACUGAGAGAAUAAUUAUUUUAUUUGUCGUGAUCAACAGUCAGGAAGAAGUUCAAGGGAAAUAUGUCGUCUGUGUUUUAUUUUUCCUUUGGAAUUUAUUAGAUGUGGUCAGGUACACUUACAAUAUGUUGGCAAGGAUGGGCAUAUACUACCUACCACUAACAUGGCUCAACUUCUCACUGUGCAUCCCGCUUUAUCCUCUUUCAGUUCUGGCUAAAGGAUUUGCAAUUUGUGUAUCAGUGCCUUAUUUUGAAUCCUUUGGCACAUACUCUAUCAAGCUACCAUUUCCAUUCACCUUCUCAAUCUACUUCCCCUAUGUUCUGAAAAUAUACCUGCUAGUGCUCUUUGCAGGUAUGUGCUUUAUCAUCCGGAACCUUUUCUCUGAGAGAAUGGCACACCUAGGGACAGGCAACAUCAAAAAUAAAAGAAGCUAAGUUGAUAUUUUGUUUGGAAGGACAAAAUAUAUUCCUAGGGGAUUGCUGCACAUCAUAGUUAAAAACAAACUGGAAAGAUUUCUCAAUGCAAAACUCCUCUUUGCAUGAACAUUAUCUGGCUGUGUAGAAUUUUCAGAAAAGGUGGAUCUCUUGACUGCACCUCAAAAAUACAGCAGCUUUUGGAAACUUUUGAAUGUGUUUUGAAAACUUUUUGACUUCAAGUGGCCAGAGUUUUUUAAACUAAUUUUUUUUCUAAUAUAUGUUACAGAAUUCUGAAAAAAUUGAAGCGUGCCACAACUCACUGCCACACCCUUAUUUCAGUGUUAAUUUUUACCUAUAGCUACAGAUACUCUGUAAUGACAAUAUCAUUUAAUCUGUAAGAUUACUUUAUACUAGGCCAACGUGUAUGUACCUCAUAUAUAAAUGCUAAAUUGGCUGGAACUGGAAUCUCUCAAGGAGCAGAAGUCAGUACCUUUGCAACCUAGAGACUAACAUGCUGAUUAACCCAGGCAUUCACUAAGGAUCCUUCACAUUCUGGCUCCAUCCUUCAGUUGUCAAAAGACAGUUCCAGAAAAUGUAGCUAAAUCAGAAAGGCAAGUGUUAAGGUACUCUACUAUAUAUUCAAGGGGAAGUUUAAGGGUCAGAAAUAAACACUUGUAAUCAUGUGUUUGGCAUGUCAGUCUCUUCUCCCACAAUUAUUUUCUUCCAUGCUGAACAGCAGACAGAUAUGUGCAAAAGAAGUGUGAUGAGGUCAGGUCAAAUAAUAUGUUGUUCCUAAAAGGGAACUGAAUUACUGUCAAAAGCCAUGUGCAAAAUUCUAGGCAUUUUACUCAAUUGUAUUGCUGCUUAUACUUCUCUAGGAUAAACUGUGAGAAUGCAACUAGAAGAUAAGCUUUUCAAAGUUUGCCAAUGAGGAAUAUACACAGCAACCCAGUGGAUUAUACAGGCAAGAAUAGCCAAAUAAUUCCUUAGAGGCUGGCAGGAGCUUUUCUGAUUUUUCAUCUGUAUUGGUUAUCACCUACAUUUCAAUUCAAGCAUGUGGGGGAGAAAAGUGAGGUUGUUUUUUUUUUUUUUUUAGCUGUUUGAAAACUGUGGGAAAGGAGCCUAGAUAGUAGGAAAAGGAGAGAAGGUAAUAUUUAAAGGGAAACUAAAUACUGUUAAAAUAUGAAGAGGCUUUUUCCUGUAUGACUUUUCAAACCACGCAGCCUGAGGUUAUAUAAGGAAACAGUGAAGCUAAAUUAAUUUGUUUUGAAAGGUCACCUACUAUAAUUUUUAUUUAUUUAAUAAAUGUGGCAUACAAUGCCUAUAGACUAUUUUGACCACCAAGUAUUUACAGACCAUAAGGAACAAGAUCACGCUUAGAAUAGUAUAGUGACAACCCUGUAUUAGUUUUUUUCAAACCACUGUAAACAGAAAUUUGGAACUUAGUAGAGAAACAGGAGUGCUUUCACUCAGGGCUUCUGUCUGACCCAAACUGAUUCAAGUGUGAACAGUGUUAACAAACAUAUAGAGCAGCUGAAUAAGAUGACAGUUUUGAAGACAGCCAUAGUAAGUCCACAUUAAACCACUGUAUAGCUUGCUAAAGUUGAAACAUGAAAAUUUUUUCCUUGGAAAUUCAAUCCAAUAUGCCAGAAACAGCUGGUUCCAGCCAGUUCCAAAAUGGAGCCACUGCAGGACAGCAAAGAUGAUGGCAUGGCUCCUCUCUGAAAACUUAAGGUAAGAAAUAUUAUGCAGCAGCUGUGAGAAGAAGAGUAAGAAAAAUGUAAGAGUAAGAAAAAAAAGACACUGUAGACACCAAGGUCAGUGGAGAAGAUGAAGAGCUACUCUAGGCACUGCAGCAGAUUUCUCAGUGGGCCAUGAAGAAGACCAUGGUGGACCACGUUGUCUCUCUGCAACCCAUGAAGAAACACACCAGACAAGAUAUCCACACGGCAGCCUGUGGAGGACCCCAGGCUGGAGCAGGUGGCUGUGCCCUGAGGGAAGCUGCAGCCCAUGGAGAGCCCACACAAGCAAAGCAGGAACAGUGGCCCACUAAGGACCCCUACUGAGGUAGCUUUUUCCUAAAAGACUGUACCACAUGCUCUAUGCUAGAGCAGUGCUUGAAGGGCUGCAGCUUGUAAGAAGAAACCAUGAAGGAGUGUGUCCCAUAGGAGGGACCCCAUGCUGGAGCAGAGCAACAGUGAGAAGACAAACAAGUAGCAGAGAUUAAGGUUUAUUACCUAAAUGCAAUCCCCACAUCCACCUUGUACUGCCUGGGGAGGGAGUAGGUAGAAAAUGCAGGAAUGGAGGCGUAAAGUGAACCUAGGAAAAAGGGAGGCAUAGGGGGAGGUGAUUUUAGUUUUGC